CAAAGAUAUAAAAUCGGACUCACCCGGAUCCUUUUGAUUCCGACCGUUGCAACCAAUUUUGAAAUACCUAAACGCUCUUCUUCUCCGUCUAUCUGAAAACAUCAAUUUACAUACAACGCAUAUAUACAUCUCUCUCUCUCUCGAUGGCAGCAAUGAAAGAUUCGAACCGCAAAAAAUGGAAUGUAAUCUAUAAUGGGCUUGUAUCAUUGAUUCGUAAGCAACAAUCUGAGCUUGAGAUUCUUCAAGACAGGAUUCAAUUGCUAAAUCAAAGCCGGAUUUCUGAUGCUAAUCGCAUCAAACAACAACGCUCUCAGAUCCGGAGGCUUAAUAAAGUCCGGGAGAUGGAGCGGGUUGUAGAGUCCGCCAAAGCCCGGUUGUUUCUGUCUGUGAAGCAAACCCACUCUUUGACGCACAAACUUGUAUCAGAAACUACUGAGAGUGAUCUGGAAGAUCUUAAGAAAUGGAUUGACUUACUGUCUCCGAAAUGUGCUGAGCUCAAAGAACCACUGGAAAAGGAAGUCAAGAAACUGAAACAGGAUAUUGAGAAGCUAAAUUCCAAGAAAACGUCUGAGGUGUCUGCUCUUUUAAAAGAGAGGGAUUUCGUGUGGAAUCAAUAUAAGACGCUGGAGACUCGUUUAACUGAUAAGUUAAAGAAAAAAGAAGAAGAAUUUAAAGAAGCUGAUGGGAAGAUCAGAAAUCUUUUGGCUGGUAUGGAAGAAUUACAGGCAUCAAACAAAGAAAAGGAUGAUAUGAUUGCAACCUUGAAGAAUAAGAUGAUUAAGUUGGAAGCUGACUCUCUGACAAAGUCUGAAGAAAUUUCCCUACUUUCCAGGGAAUUGGAGUCAAUAAAGAAGUCCAAAAGUGAUCCUGUGACACCUGUGUUACGUAGCUGUAUGGCAAAAACAGGGAAGAAUCGUAUUACCCGCAACAGGAAUGUAACAGAGAAGAAAGAGCUUAAUUCUUCUCGAUUCGCGAAAGAGGGAUCUAGAAGUUCUAAGAGAAAAAUUGGUGAGAACUCCUCCAUCCCGGAUCUUCCCAGAUUAAUGACAUCCAGAUUCAAAGCUCCUAAAGUAAAAUGUUCUCCUGGUACAUGACACAUGACCAGCAGCUUCUAUAUGGUGAAUGUGAAUUUUUUUUUUUUUAAUGUAAAUUGAUUAGAAUAGAAUGGCUCCCUUGUUUAUAUAUGACCAGACAAUCAUGUUUCAUUUUGAGGCAGGUCACCAAUAGAAUUAGCAUAAGGGUAUUAUGCUUCAUAUGAGGCAGGUUAGCGAUGGAGAUCUAGCACAAGAUUGUGCCCAUUUUCUAUUGGGCUUAGGAUAGUAUUCCCUUGCUUAGUUGCUUGUAUAUCUUUAAUUGAACUGAGGAAUCUAGGGGAUGCCAAGACUUAGUAGGGUUGUGAUAUUUUUGUUAUCUCGUUUC
This is a messenger RNA of Daucus carota subsp. sativus, 1419 nucleotides long. RefSeq lists its product as uncharacterized. Lineage: Eukaryota; Viridiplantae; Streptophyta; Magnoliopsida; Apiales; Apiaceae. The transcript is spliced from 5 exons. The record is from RefSeq and is a predicted model, not a curated record. Bases 144 to 1094 code for a protein of 316 amino acids.